AUGAUUAAAUUUUCUAUCCUUUUAUUUACAAUUUUCCUCGCAGUUUUUUCAAUAUUAGAAGAAUUAGUCGAGGCUCAAUGCCCUCAACCUAUUACUCGAUUAAAAAAAAAAUAUCAAAAACCAACAAAAAAAUUUUUGGUUUUACUUAAAACAACAGUGUCAAACGAAAAAAAAUCAUUGAUACUUGAAAAGCAUUUAAAGUUCAUGAAAGAAUGUUGGGGCAGAGUCCCUUCAUUUGCUUUUGGCAAGGAAUUUUAUUAUAAGUCGAGCCAUUUGUUUGUUUUUUCAGGAGGCUCGCUUGAAGGUUAUUCAGGUUUAUUUGAUCCUUUAUUUGUCGAGGAACAACUCAGACCAUUACCAGAAAUUCAAUUAAUUGAAAAAGAUACACUUGUCUCAACUUUUGGAGUUAUAACAGAUUUCAUUGAAGGGGAUUAUAACAAUACUGAUGAUGGUGGUGAUUAUACAUUAAAAAGUAAAAGUAUCACACAUAUUAAUCCAACUUUCAAUUUAGAUCGUAUAGAUCAAGCACAUUUUUCUUUAGAUAGAAAAUUUUCAUUUCCUAGUUCAGCAGGUUCAGAUGUAAAUAUUUAUGUACUUGAUACUGGUAUAAAUAUAGACCAUAAAGAAUUUGGAGGUCGUGCUAGCAUUGGAGGUACAUUCUGUAUAGGAUGUGAAAGCUUUGAUGACAAUGGUCAUGGUACGCAUAUCGCAGGAAUUAUUGGCGGCGAAACAUUUGGUGUAGCAAGAAAAAGUAGACUUAUUUCAGUUAAAGUACUCAAUUCCUUUGGAAAUGGUCGUGUUUCAGAAGUAAUAGCUGGCAUAGCAUUUGUGUUAAAUAAACACAAGACCAGUAGAAAUAAAAAUACAGUUGUUAAUAUGUCAUUUGGUGGCGAUACCUCAGAAGCAUUAAAUUACGCAGUAAGAUUACUUACUAAUGCGGGUAUACAUGUCGUAGCAGCAGCUGGAAAUGAUGGUGAUGACGCUUGUGAUGUAUCACCUGCAUCUGCACAAUCAGCAAUUACAGUAGGUGCAAUUGAACAUCGAAAAAACAUAAAAGCUGAUUUUUCAAACUUUGGUAGAUGCGUGGACAUUUUUGCACCCGGUGUAGAUAUAAUUUCAGCUUCAAAUUGGUAUUAG
Entrophospora sp. SA101 is the source of this 1137-nucleotide messenger RNA. Lineage: Eukaryota; Fungi; Glomeromycota; Glomeromycetes; Entrophosporales; Entrophosporaceae. The record is from the annotation of a GenBank genome assembly.